AUGGUUCGUGCUCCCUAUACUGUUCCGGCGCUCAAGAAGCACACCGCCACUGUUAUCAUGGCCCACGGAUUGGGGGAUAGGGUGUCCCUUGCCCAGACCUGGCGCCGUCGCGGCAAGUUCGACGAGGUGGCCUUCAUCUUCCCCAAUGCGCCCGACAUCCCGAUCACAGUUAACUUCGGUAUGAGCAUGCCCGGGUGGUACGACAUCACCAAGCUUGGCCGUGACAUGGACUUCGAAGAAGCCCUCCGCAAUCAAGAUGAGCCAGGAAUUCUCCGCUCUCGUGACUACUUCAACGUGCUUAUCAAGGAAGAGAUGGAUAAGGGUAUCAAGGCUUCGCGUAUCAUCCUGGGCGGGUUCUCCCAAGGCGGUGCUAUGUCCGUGUUCGCCGGUGUGACUAACAAGGAAAAGCUCGGUGGUAUCUUUGGUAUGUCGUGCUACAUGCUAUUGAGCGACCGGAUUAAGAACUAUAUGCCCGAAGAGUGGGCCAACAAGAAGACGCCGUUUUUCCUUGCUCACGGCGUUGAGGACAAUGUCGUUCCAUUCGCCUCUGGGAAGAUCUCGGCGGCUAAACUCAAGGAGCUUGGUCUGGAGAAUGUUUCCUUCAACAAAUACGAAAAUCUUGGCCACUCGGCAACCCCCGAGGAAAUUGAUGAUCUAGAGAAUUUUAUUGAGAAGGCCCUUGCCACUGACGGAGAGGGUAAUGCUUCUGCCGGCUUAUGA
Molecule: messenger RNA, 720 nt
Organism: Penicillium digitatum Pd1
Lineage: Eukaryota; Fungi; Ascomycota; Eurotiomycetes; Eurotiales; Aspergillaceae
Source: RefSeq, a predicted model, not a curated record